Molecule: messenger RNA, 2072 nt
Organism: Lineus longissimus
Lineage: Eukaryota; Metazoa; Nemertea; Pilidiophora; Heteronemertea; Lineidae
Product: matrix metalloproteinase-19-like
Exons: 11
Coding region: 128-1849 (573 amino acids)
Biological process (GO): extracellular matrix organization; collagen catabolic process; proteolysis
Cellular component (GO): extracellular matrix
Molecular function (GO): metalloendopeptidase activity; zinc ion binding
Source: RefSeq, a predicted model, not a curated record
GCACAUUGCAUAGUAUGAGCACAGAACCCUUGAUAAAAAUCUCAUUCAGGCAAAAGAAAUAGAAUAGAGCCUACGGAGCACUGAGCCAAAGGCAUCUAAAUCGAAUCCAUCGUAAUAGCUCUCAAAGAUGUUACGGAUUUGCGCCAUAUUGUGCGUCAUCUUGGUCUCUGGUACGCUCUCGAUGCCUCCAGGCCGGGGCGAUGGACCUGACGGCAAGGACACUGGCAACGGGCUGCGUAAGGGGUGGGGCGCCGACGGUUUACCCAUAGGACUGGACCCUGAUAAUUACCUCGAGAAGUUUGGAUACCUCAUUCGACGAGGGAAAGGUUCAGGUAUCCAACACAGCGACGAGUCCAGGAAAGCAGGAAUCAGACAAUUCCAGAAGAGGUUGAAGCUAAAAGAAACUGGUGUUCUCAACGAAGAGACCCUGACCUGGAUGACAAAACCACGAUGCGGCAUGCCUGACCAGGUUCCCGAUGGCUCAGACCUGAUGUUGGACGGUGAUGAAUUCGGUCCCGCUUCUGACGACGCGGGGCAAAUUGCCCAGUCAUUUUCAGUACCAGGGUCAAAAUGGAGUAAGAAAUCAAUGACAUACAGAAUCCAUAACUUUUCACCAGAUUUGGACCAGGGCACCCAAAGGAGAGCAAUCUGGGAGGCCUUCAAAUACUGGAGCGAUGUAGCUGACCUGCAAUUUUCAGAAACCACCGGCGAGGCAGACAUCAACAUCAAGUUCACCUACAGCGAACACGGUGAUGGAAGCUACAAUGCUUUUGAUGGACAGGGUGGAGUUCUUGCCCAUGCCUUCUUUCCCGAGAACGGCGAGACCCACUUCGACGAGUCCGAGACCUGGACAGAUGGAGAAGACCGGGGAACUAACCUGGCCAUUGUAGCUGCGCACGAACUAGGUCACGCCCUUGGUCUUGGCCAUUCAGAGAUUGGUGAAGCCUUGAUGGCACCUUAUUACCAGGGAUACAUACCAAACUUUCAACUCCAUGCUGAUGAUAUCGCUGGUGUUCAGAAACUGUAUGGUCAAAAGCAAGAAGCCACUGAUCCACCAUUAACUACCACAACCACCACUCCAUCUACCACCACAACUGAGGAGCCUGAAGAACCACCAACUGAGAAACGAACAACAAAGCAGCCGCCUAUAAUUGUCGUGGCCACUGAGGAGCCUGUCACUGAGAGCGUGGUGGUGGAACCAACCACAAUCUCAACGCCAACAUUUACAGAAGAUCCAUCAGCCCCUGACGAGUGUACGACCAAAUUUGAUGCCGUUUUCCAAGGUCCCGAUUACAAAAUCUACAUCCUGAAAUACAAGUGGGUAUGGCGUCUGAAAGGUAUGGCGAUCGACGAGAGCUUCCCCACAUUGACUUCAAAUGUCUUUUCGCCACCUGUCCCAACCAAUAUUGGAGGAGCCGUAUUUUCGAGUAGGACAGGCAGACUAUACUUUUUCAAAGGAAAGAGGGUUUGGCGUUAUCAGUAUCACAGUGGAAACAGCUCCUUCACACUGGAUUUUGGUUUCCCAAUGACCGUGGCCGGCGAUGUUUAUCCCGACCAUGUCGAUUCUGCAAUGACGGACAGGUCUGGAAGGAUCUAUCUGUUUAGGAAUGAUAAUUUCUACCUGUUUAGCGAGUACCAACUGACAGUGGAUGCAGCCCGACCAAUCAGUGGUUAUUUCUCAGGAGUGCCCAAUGGAAUUGAGGCUGCUGUGACCCUACGGGAUGGCUAUACAUAUUUUUUCAAAGGCACAAACUAUCGAAAGUAUCUGACUGGUUAUGGAGUUGUUGAUGGACCAGUGGCCAAGGCAGGUCCAUGGAUGGGCUGUGGGGAGGGACACCAGCCAAAAUAGACAACAUUGGCCAGCUUUAGAGUGUGUUUUUUCUUAGCUUUGUAUACUAACCAAGUCUGAGGGUUAUAUUUGAAGAACAGCCAUCUGAUCAACAAAGGUACCAAUGACCGUCAGCAGUGAACGAGACACAGCCGAGCACUGUUGCUAUGGCCUGAUUUGAAGAAAAAGAAAAAGUUAUCUAGAUUCCACUGUAUUAGAGUCCAGUGAUGUACACUUCAUUGUA